Molecule: messenger RNA, 1263 nt
Organism: Ceraceosorus bombacis
Lineage: Eukaryota; Fungi; Basidiomycota; Exobasidiomycetes; Ceraceosorales; Ceraceosoraceae
Source: the annotation of a GenBank genome assembly
AUGGUAAACAAAGCAACCCCCACGCUGAUUGGCUUGAUUGCUGCCGCUUCAGCAGUGACGGCGCUCAAGCUUAAUCCAACCAAGCCAAUCGAGUCGGACACGACUUCGUUCUUCGGAGGUAGAGAUGCCUCUAUCCUCCAGCACCCAGCUGACUGGAGUCGCGAUAUUCAACCCAUUGGCGUCCAUUCGCACAAUGAUUAUUGGAGAGAUACGCCUGUGUUGGAUGCGCUAGCGCACGGCGUGAGAUCCAUCGAGUCGGACGUGUGGCUGAUGAACGGAGAGCUUUACGUGGGGCACGAUCCUUACUCGCUCUCACCCGAAAGGACGUUCGAGAGCCUCACCUUGGCCCCGCUCAGAAAAGCAAUCGACCAGGCCAACGAUGCCAAUGCUUUGCUUUCCAGCAAGUCUGAAGCUGCGUUCUUCAAACCUCUGCAGGAUCAACUGCGAACCAGCACUACGCUGCCUUGGAAUGGCUUCUACACUGCUGGUGUCGGAAAUGCUGCUCCUAUACAGCUACUUGUGGACCUCAAGACGGAAGGUCGGAAGACCCUCGAGGCUACCAUCAAAGCGCUGCAUCCGCUGGAGCAGAAAGGCUACCUGACGACAUACAAGGAUGGCAAGAUCACAAAGGGGCCCAUCGUUGUUAUUGGCACAGGCAACACCCCGACAGAUGCGCUCGCUGCGCUGCAAAGUCGAAACAUCUUUGUCGACUGUCCGCUCGGCAAGCUGAGCGAAGAUUUCCAAAUUGAGGGUCAAGCGUAUGCCUACAACAGCACGCUAGUGAGUGGCAUCGCGAGCGCAAGGCGCGCCUUUGUUCGAAUCGAGCUCAAUCCUCUGCGCCCUGGCUGGCCUUUACAGUGCGGAAUUGCCAGUACAAGCCUUGGCUCGCUCGCUCCCGGCUACAAGGGUCUGAUGGAUCCCAGCGCGGAUGUUGUCUCAAACCUCACAAAGGCGAUCGACGAUGCUCACUUGAGAGGCAUUGCGACGAGGGUCUGGGAUACGCGUGAGUCUUACGCGCCUGAUAUCUGCCAUGGCGUGGAUGCUAGAGCUGACGCCCAUGCACCUCCCCACUGCACUCGCAGCGGUGUGGCCUAGCUUUGUGAGGGACAGAGUCAACGGGCUCUUGCUGAGUCUGGGCUCAGAUUGGAUCAACGCCGAUGACUUGGGUGAGCAGUCAGAUCAAGCCAUGUCGCGAACCUUUUGCACCGCUUAUUUGGCGUAUGCUUGAUUGAUUGCCUUGCAGAUGCCAUCCAAAAGUGGUGA